This is a messenger RNA of Cladocopium goreaui, 483 nucleotides long. Lineage: Eukaryota; Dinophyceae; Suessiales; Symbiodiniaceae. The record is from the annotation of a GenBank genome assembly.
AUGUCUGGUUUCAUCCCAAAUCAUCUCUUCUUGAUGGUUUCCCAGCUGGACCAGGAGCCAGCACCUUCACGGACUGAGCUGGAGGGCCUCACGGCGCGCUUGCAAGCCGAAUGUCUCCAAGUCUCACGCUCAGUGCAAGAGCUACGGGAGGAAUGCUGCGAAGCAAUCCAACGGGAGGUUCGAGCUCGCUUAGAGCACCAUCGCAACUUGCAAGAGGAGUUUAAGGAGGAGGUCAAGACGCGCUUGCAGGUCUUUGGCCGAUUGGAGCGCGAGAUCCGGGAACUGAAGCUGGAAAUGGUGCCAGAGGUGCCAGACACAUCGCACACAGCGAUACCCAGGCCCAUGGGGAGCAUGACCAUGGCCCUUCCCGCGGUACGAGCUGAGGGCCAGGUGGCGCCCUAUGUCAUGGAACCCCUGGCCUCGCCCUCGUCACCGUACCCUGCCUCCCUUCAAAGUGAGCAACUCAUGGGUUGCGGGACCUGA